Messenger RNA from Amoebophrya sp. A120, 5527 nucleotides. The record is from the annotation of a GenBank genome assembly. Lineage: Eukaryota; Dinophyceae; Syndiniales; Amoebophryaceae.
CUACGCUUGAUAAGUUUAAGCCUAGGGGUAGGUUUUUUGCUACUUAUGUAGAGAGAAGCGUAGGAAGUUGGAGACAAGGCGGCUCAACUUCUGUGUCGGACGAUGAUUUUAUCACAUAAGCGCCUCACCACGCUCACCAUCACCUCCUGAGCACGACCACACUGAUAACUGUGUACUAGCACAUUUUUCUCGAAGAUGGACUUGCCAAACACUCCGCCCCCCGGCUUUUCGGAAGUGUCGAGUCGCACUCGGCCAGGUCAGGUUGUCUAUCAGGAAGAUGCGACGGGAAAGAAGUACGGAACUCUGGAGUUAGCUUGGGCGGUACAUCGGCAGAGCGCAGCUACGACUGGGGCUGUACCAGGUAAUCCCGCCGUCCCCGAAAUUGCACCGGGGGAGCUCGGCAAUACGAUGCACGCCGCCCCCACAUCAGCUCCAACUACGCAAGAAAAUGCGUUGACCUUCGACGUGAUGCAGAGCAUCGUAGCAGCGGACUCGGACGGCGAGAAGAUUUUUGCGAAGGACUUGCAUGUCCAGCGGGUGUUGGAAGGGCUGUCCUCCGACAGCAGCGAAACUGUGUCGGUUGCGCUGCAGAAAAAGAAGGCCCAGCAGGACCGCGAGCGCUCGAGGUCCAGGGAGGAGCAAGACAAACGGGCGGCGACCGCCCCACAGGAUCUCCCCCAGGGAGAGCGGGCCAGCGCUGCGGGCAGUGCGGACGUCGUGGUCCCAAAGCAACCACCAGUCGACGAGGGCUUGCCGCAACAAGAGGGUUCGGGGGAAAGCAAACCGCAUCUCGACAAGGCUAUGUUAGACAAGAUCGAUACCCCACCAAAAGAUGCCGCAGUGAAUUUGAAGGCCGAAGACAUCUACACGAACGAGAAACCGCCUUCUGCUGUCGCUGUCCCAACAACGAACGAAAUUCCGCGGGAAGUAAAAGUUUGCUUUGAUUUUUCGUCAUCCAGUUUCAGGUGCUUUCAAUUUCAUCGACUUCUGGUAGCGUAGUGGAAUUUUUUGUGACGUAGAAGCAUACAAAUGUGCUGCUGCUGCUGCUGCAUCAUCAAGAGAAAACGAAAUUAUUCUUCCCCAAAUAGGCUCCUCCGCAGAUGCUACAGGAGCAGGCACCCCCGGUUGUGGUGGUUGCAGCCUCGCCGUCUGUCCCGGCAGAGGAGAACAAACCGGUGCACCCACCAGGCUUCGAGCCGGUCCCGUCCGCGAGUCGCCCCGGCGAGUUUGCGUACAUCGACAAGAAGACCGGGCAAAAGUACGGCAAAUCGCAGGCGUGGAAGGUGUACGAGCGCCGGAGGAAGGGCGACGAAGUGGCCGACCAACCGCCACCAGGGUGGAUCACGAAAACGUCGGCGUCAAGGCCCGGGCACGUGGUGUUUGUGGAUCCGGAAACCGGAAAAAAAUACGGCGAGUUGCGGUCCGCGUGGCAGGUGUACAACCGGAGGUUGCGAAAGCAAGAGAACAAGGAGAACCUCGAGCAGGUAGUCAACGGUAACGGGGGUUCGAAUGACACCCUGAACAGUGCUGGGAUGAACGGCAAAGCAAACGGAAACAACGGGAAACCACCACCGGGGUUCGAGGCCGUGCCCUCGCGAAGCAGACCCGGAUACUUCGCGUACUAUAGCUUUUGCAUGUUCUUUUUGACGUUGUUUAUUGCUUUUUGCGAAAACGAAAUAACGUGUACUUAACGCACUCCCACUCUAUGUGCUACUAGAACUUCUGCACUUGCAAGCAAGACAAUCUGUUCCUGUUGAAAAGGUACGUCGAGUUGGAAACCGGGCGACGUUACGGCAAUCUGGACCUGGCCUGGCAAGCGGUGUACGACCGCCGUGCCGCGGAGGAGAAGUUGGAGAAGGAGAAGAGAGAGGAAGAACAGGCGGCCAUAUCCAUUCAGCGGCGGCAACGCGAACGGAUUGCGAACCGUGCCCAAACGAACAACGCGCCCGAAGAAACUGCUCCCGUCGAAGAGGACGAGGUCCAGGUGCUCGCGAGACAAAUUGCUGAAAUCCAAGAGGAGGCGGAUGCCGCGGCCGUCAAGCUGCAGAGUGCGAAGCGGAAAAAGGACGCGCAGCGCGAGGCGCAGAGAAGGCGCGACGCGCGAUCCGCGAGUCCGGACGCAAAAGGCUCGGAAGAGUUCCUGGCGGCCGCUCCGAAAUCGGUCGAAACGCGUACGAGGACGCGGUCCCGGAGCGGAAAUAACACGCCCCAGAAGGUGUUGAGAAAGCAACCCACGUCGGAAGAGGAUUUCCUGUGUCCGAAGGGCAGCUCGGCGUCAGAGGGCGGCGGACGGCGCUUCCUGGAUCAGCCGGCCGCCCCGCCCACGAUCCAGGAAGAACUACGGGAGUCCCCACGGUCCUCCAAGGAGAAGCGCAUCCAGCAAAAACCGAAAAAGAAAUCGCGCCCGAGCAGUCAGGUGCGAAGCCCAAAAGUCCCGCGUGCGAAGCAGGAACCGGAAAGGGUAUUUGGAACCGUAAAUGUUUCUCUCUUCUUGUCGUGUGAGAAAGGGCAAUGAAUUACUAUGCACGUUGAAGCUGUACUGCGAAAUGCAGUUGUUCCAGAGGUUUUUUUCCUUACGACCGUUUUCGAACGUCGUCUCUACUUCCCGCACCCUCGUAUCCUCAUGUGCACUGUUCUUGACGACAACUUUUAUAGUUUGUCAAGUGUUUUCACGACAGACCUUUGCGGAGCAGAUGUGGCGUUACGACCACCGCCCGACGAUCCACCGUGCCGGUAGCCCGUCGGCGGAGCGACCAAAGUACAACCCCAGACCCCGCAGAGCCCAGCGUAGUCGCAGCGGCAGUCCACCGCCUGCUGCCGCAGCGCCGAAAAGUAGACCGGUUGCGUCGCCACGGAAGAAGUCGCGUUCGCCGCCGCCGCCGGCAGCACCUCCGAAUGCGCCGCCAGCGCGCGAGAAGAGUACUCCACCGCCUCCACGGCGCACCCCACGGUCCGUUUCCUCGAGUAAGCGGGAACGCAGUCCUUCCCCCACUGGCAAAACGCCCGAAGGAGCGGCGGCCGCGCGGCGGGCUCGCACACCCACUGGUCAGCAGCAGGCGGUGGUCCAGCCUCCAUCCAGCCGGCCCCCCUCGUACCGCAAGCCGGUGUUGUCUGCCAGAAAGCACCGCGCGCUCGUGGAGCAGGCGGACGCCAUCAUCUUGGACGACAUUACGCGGCCACCCAUGAUCUUCUCCGCGGACCGGCGGUCGCCGUCGCCGACCGGCUACAACCCAAGGGCGCCGUCACCCGGGAUUUUGAUGCCGCCACCCGGACUUGCGCUCCCGGGGAGCGUGCACGACGCGCGGGAAGUCAGCAUUCUGGAAAUGACCGUAAGGGACCUCAGUCAGCAGAAGGUAGGAAGUCGUUUCGGUUGUGUGGAAAUCGCUUCAAUUUUGUUUGUCGUCCUUUACCUUUUCCUUCGACGUCCAUUUAUUUUUUUUGUCAUUAUUGUAUGAAGGACCUGCACUUGCACAUCACUUCUUCAAGAUCAAAAGAACGUUUACCUACCCACGCAGAUUCGCUUGGUCACGGAACUGACGGCAGCGCGGGGGGAGCUUCAGCGGAUGAAGCAAGACCAAAGCGAGACAAUCACCAUGCAGGUUAUGGAAUCAAGGCGGUUGGUCGAGCAAACACAAGCUGAAAACAGGAGUUUGACGGAACAGGUAAGUUAGUAAGUAAGUAAAAGUAAGUAGUACAUACUUAGCUGCUUAUGCUGUUACAAGAAGCGCGAAGCUGUUUGAACUUUCCCAAUCUCGAAUAAAAAUAUCCUCAUAGGUCCGCGUGCUACAAGAAUCUGUUGGGCAGCUGAGGAAGCAGAACAUUAUGUUGGAGGAGGAGCUGAUUCGAACCCGGAGGUCGUUGCAUGACGCUGCACAGUACUACUUUUGCUUAUGCAUUGCAAAUCGUUUCGUUAUCCUUGAUCUUGUGUGAUUCUGCCUCACGUGAACGCUUGAACUUGUACGAGCUUGAUUGCAAGGGAAGAAAGAAAUUCACUGCUCAACAUUUUCGCUGCGCUAUUUGCGUUGAACCACAACCAACAGGGGCCGUCGUAUUCCGGAGAGCGACUUAGCGCUUUCUCCGAGCUUUCUCGCGCAACAGCACUACUCGCCCACCCAACCGCCAAUGGUCGAACCGCAAGCACCGGUCCAGCAGCCUUUACAAGCGUACAUUUCCAAUGGCAACCCGUUCGCGCCAGCGGGUCCAACAGCACCACAGGCACAGCCCGGCCUAUCCUCCACGGGGUUUGCGCAGCCGACCGCGUAUCCGAUGCCCUCCGCAGCAACAGGAGGGAACUACUACGGAGCACCAGCGCCUUCAUACGGCGGAGCGCCACAACAGUUCGUGCAGGCGUCCGCGAUGGUUAACGCUGCGGAUAGUUUGCAUCUCGUGGAGCGCAAUGCCGAGUUGCAAGCCAAGGUCCGGAAGCUGCUGCGCAUCGUGGAGCAACAGAAAAAGCCGGAGUGGGACAACGACUGGUGGAAACCAGACCGGUCCGAGUUAAAUCGCGAUCGGGAUCGCGAGCGCGCGAAUCGCGGCCGCAGCGUACCGCCACCGCGGUCCCCGGGCCGGCGCAUGUUGCGGGGGGCUGGUAAUGUUGCCAGCGGUGCCGUCGCGCCUGCGCGAUCACGUACGCCCGACUACCAGCGGACAGACGCAGCGUACAUGGCACACGUCAACCGGAAUCGAAACAACAGCACCAGCUUUCUGCUGCAGUGACAAAGUUUCAAAAUCGCGAUUUGGGGAAAAGAAAUGCUAAAUACUUGUUCUAGAGAUAGCUGUAUCUCUUUCAGUUUAACGUAACAAGAAUACACAGGAAGACGGCAAGCACUAAAGACUCUGAGCGACUCCGCUAUGCAGCAGUUGAUCUGUUGCUGCAAGGUUGCGCAUGUCAGAGUAUGUGUGUGUGUGUUGCUUCACGCGAAAUAAAUGAGAUGGAUGCAACGUAAGCAAAGAGAAGCUCCCUGCUAGCAGUAGCAGCUUGUGUCCCUACGAAGGAAACUUUUCAAUAGUUGGUUGUAAAAUAGAAAGAAUAGCUUUGCUUCGAAUUUGAUCUCGAACUCGACAUUGCAUCCACGUAAAACUUAGCAUUGAUUCAUUGGAAAAAAAUUAACUUUCAAAAACAAAGACACUGUACAAACCGUUAGUUACCGAAAAAAUCAAAACGUAACUCUGGACGAAUAUUGUUUCUGCUCCUCUACUCUUCACAAUUCAAGUCUUUCAACUACGCAACUGUCGAAUAAUGACUAUCUUGAUUAUGUAUCGUAAAGCCUAACGAACCCUAUAGAACGAAAAAGAGCCUCGUACUUGAUUUAUAUCUCUACGAGAAUCUUCGCUAUCGCAUCUGCGUCUGUAGUUUCCUAGAAAAUCAACUUUUGCUCCUUCUGCUAUCGCCUGUUUGCAUGGCGUCGCCCUUCUUGUAGUCGAUGAGUAUUCGCGUCACUGAAAUUAUACCAGCAGUGGAUCGUAUGUUAAUGUGUCAGGACAAAUGUACAUGUACACAAACACAUGAUGUUGAAGUUGCAGGAAU